GGCUACAGGGCACAUCUCAUCCAGUGUUCUAAAAUGUGUGUCCAAAUCGAUGAUCGGUGCGAAACGACAACAAAAUGACGAUAUCGAUGCACUGGAGAAGCAUUGCUUCAUAUUGGUCAGGAAGAGGAUGUGGAAGAAAAAUGCGAUAGACUGGCCGGGCGCGGGCCCGGUAAUACAAGAUGUUAAACAUGAUUUUAUCGUACCACAGAUGCCAAUGGACCACCCGUUCAUGUGCGAAACGACAGCAGAGAACGAUGAGGCACAGUCGAUCGGUCAACUGACCGGUUAAGCCCUUUUACACACGGUUCCCGACCAACCAUCUGUAUUUACUUUUCCCGUGCGUGCGUACCGGUACGGUAUCGCGAAAACGUUCUGCGCUGCGUUGGCCCAUUCUCGCACUUGGGAAGAGAGUGUAAGCGAUCCUACGGGAAAGAUAAAUGAAUCGUAACCGGGCUGACAGAGUCGUAAAUUGCUUAACACUUUCAUUUAAUACUUACUUACUUCGUGCCAUUGUGCAACGAAUUGGUACGUCCGUAAGCGAGUGUGCUGCAGCAGACAUGCAAGUUUCAGUUGCCCGAAUGCCGGAAGAUAAAAAUACUGGGCAAAACGAUGGUAGGUACAAAAAGUAAUGUACGGUUAAAAACGCUUGUUUUUAAAUAGUUCUUUUUUUUGGCAGUUUGUUUUUUACUACCACGGACAGUAAUGGCGCUGCUUCCUCUCGCAGCUGUUCUGGUUAAUCAUCGUUAAUCGAUAAUGGCUCCCAAAGGACAUUAAUAUGAUAGUUGGAUAGGGAAAUUUCUACCAUUUUAUCCCUAGAAACUGUACUAAAUAAUACAUUCGAAGAAAAUUCUCCAAAAUUAUGCAUUCGUUAGAUACAACCAGUAAACACUGCACGUGGCACCACCCCCCGGUCGUUACGAACCGCUGCCUAGAGACGAAAAGUCCGAGAAAACCCAUCAGGUAUAGAGAUUUCCAUGGCAACCCACCUUUGCCAAACAAUCGUAGGUUUCAGUGGUACAAUUUUCCAAACAUCUAAACAAAUGCGACACGUGACGUUUGUUUAUGCGUUCCUUUCUUUGCAAACAGUGGUUCAGUGAUUAUAGACCGCCCGGAUCUGUUAACACAGCAGCCAUGAGUAACGCGACGAUUUUGUUUAACGUUUCCAAGAACGAGCUCUUUAAGCUGGCGGACAAUCUUAAAACGUUGAAUCGAAAGUUGAAAGUGAACCAUCGUGUUGAAAGUAAUAAAAGUGAGAUCACUCCUGAAAUCCUGAAAACGGCCACCGUAUUUGUGCUAGCAGGACCGCAGGAGAAAUUUACCGAGACCGAAUUUCAGCACUUGAAGGAUUAUAUUAACGAUGGAGGAAGAUUAUUACUGCUGCUCGGUGAAGGCGGCGAAGUUCAGUUCAACACCAAUGUAAACUUUCUCUUGGAAGAUUACGGGAUGACUAUCAACAAUGAUGUCGUUGUGCGGCCACAGUACUACAAAUAUUUUCACCCCAAGGAAGCACUCAUCAGCGGGGGUGUAAGUUGCGAUUCGAUGAACAAUCUACUGCUGGACGCAAGCAAAAGCAUCCUCACAUCGUUCGAUUUCAUGGACGAUAAAUACAAAGUUGAGUUUGUCUAUCCGUUCGGUGCGACGAUGAACGUUAUUACUCCCGCGAACGUUCUACUCACGACCGGCCCCGUAGUGUAUCCUUUCAAUCGACCGUUGGCUGGUUACUUUCAGAACGAGAACAACGGCAAGCUGAUCGCCAUCGGGUCUGGUCAUAUGUUUCAAGACAAGUACAUUUCCAACGAGGUAAACGCAGCGCUUUGGGAUAGCUUACUCGCAAUGAUUCUGCAGGAUGAGUUCAAAUUCAAAACAUCCGACUUCAACGACCUGGAGAUAAAUGACUACGCCGUCAUACCCGAUACGAUCUACCUGGCCGAGCAACCGAAGAUAUGUCUUAUGGAUUCACUCGAUUACGACAUUCCGGCCGACUUCAAGAAGCUAUUCGAUAUAACGUUAUACUCGAUCAACAACGAUCUGCUGCGCGACGUCAUCGGCACGUACGAAAAGCUGGACGUGCAAUACGAACCGCUCAAGAUCAUCAAACCGCAGUUCGAGAUUCCUUUACCGCCACUACAGCUUGCGGUGUUCCAACCGAUAUUCAGUGACCUAGCGGCACCCCCUCUUGAGCUGUUCGAUCUAGACGAAGCCUUCAGCUCGGAAAAGGUACAAAUCGCUCAACUAACCAACAAAUGUCUCACGCCGGCAAACGAAGGGCAGCACACGAUCGACGAGAAGGAGCUGGGAUAUUUCAUUCAAGAGUGCGGACGUAUUCUAAAGGUUUGCCAGGACGAUCAGAAGAUGUCGCCGAAGGAGAUACUUAAUGCAAUUAGCGUCAAGAUUGCACACUACAAAAAGUUGGACAAGGACUAAGGAUUUUUGUAGGAAAAACGAUACAUAUGCAUGUUUGAAUAAUGUGGAAAAUGUACUCACAAAUGUGGAAAGUAAACAUUGUUUAAUUCCGUUA
Messenger RNA from Anopheles funestus (African malaria mosquito), 2518 nucleotides. RefSeq names its product intraflagellar transport protein 52 homolog (gene IFT52). The coding region runs from base 1063 to 2424 and encodes 453 amino acids. Gene Ontology annotation, cellular component: cilium; intraciliary transport particle B; centriole. The record is from RefSeq and is a predicted model, not a curated record. The transcript has 8 exons. Gene Ontology annotation, biological process: intraciliary transport; cilium assembly. Lineage: Eukaryota; Metazoa; Arthropoda; Insecta; Diptera; Culicidae.